Carassius auratus (goldfish) is the source of this 1044-nucleotide messenger RNA. RefSeq names its product E3 ubiquitin-protein ligase TRIM39-like. The transcript is spliced from 5 exons. The record is from RefSeq and is a predicted model, not a curated record. Gene Ontology annotation, molecular function: protein binding. The coding region runs from base 1 to 993 and encodes 330 amino acids. Lineage: Eukaryota; Metazoa; Chordata; Actinopteri; Cypriniformes; Cyprinidae.
AUGUCCAGGGCUUGUUCUGCUCUCGUCCAGGCAGAGAAACAACAGAGAAGGAGAAAAGCAGUCCGUGUGGAGCUCUUCACUGAUCUCAUCCGCUCCAUUGAGAGACAUCAGACUGAACUGCUGGAGAUGAUGGAGGAGCAGCAGAAAGCAGCAGAGAAACAGGAGCAAGAGCUGAUUGAAGAGCUGGAGCAGGAGAUCACUGAGCUAAAGAUGAGAAACACUGAGCUGGAGCAGCUCUCACACACUGAAGAUCACCUCCACCUCCUACAGAUUCACUCAUCCCUGUGCAGCUCUAGAAACACCAGGAACUGGCCUGAGAUCAGUAUGAAGACUCAUGAGAGUCUGGAGACUCUGAGGAGAGCUCUGACUCAACUGAAGGACACUAUAGAUGAGAAACUCACACUAACUGUCUCUACAGAGCUGAAGUGGAUGCAGCAGUAUGCAGUGGAUGUGACUCUGGAUCCUGAUACAGCUCAACCAUAUCUCAUUCUGUCUGAUGAUGGAAAACAAGUGAGAUAUGGAGACAUUACACAGAAACUCCCAGACAAACCAGAGAGAUUUGAUCCAUGUCCCUGUGUCUUGGGAAAGGAGGGAUUCUCCUUAGGGAGAUUUUAUUUUGAGGUGCAGGUGAAGGGAAAGACUUACUGGGAUUUAGGAGUGGUCAGAGAAUCCAUUAACAGGAAGGGACAGAUCACAGCAAGACCCAGUGAUGGAUACUGGACUGUGUGGCUGAGGAAUGGAGAUGAAUAUAAAGCCUGUGAGGAUCCUCGUGUCUCUCUGUCUCUGAGAGUGAAGCCGCAGCGGGUCGGUGUGUUUGUGGAUUAUGAGGAGGGUCUGGUCUCCUUUUAUGAUGUGGAGUCCAGCUCUCAUAUCUACUCUUUCACUGCUCAGUCUUUCACUGAAAAACUCUAUCCAUUAUUUAGCCCAUGCCCUAAUGAUGGAGGUAAAAACUCAAGUCCACUGAUCAUCACACCUGUCAGUUAUAAUAAAUGAAUUUACUCAAUUAUCAAAUGCAAGAUUAAAAUAAUGAAUUUUAUUAUUAAA